GAGGCGCGCAGGCGCAAAGAUCGCGCGGCUCUCGCGGGACCUGGCGGGUUACGUCUGUACUCUGGGAGACACAACAAACAUGGAGGCGGCGGAGGAAGGAAUUGUGGGCGGUGGGUGCCCCAAAGUGCAGCGCAGAGUUCAACAAAUGGAACCUCAGUUAACUUAAGCCUAUAAGUAGCUGGUGAAAACAGAAAGAAGAAUACAAGAGGCAUUACAGUUUUGAGAAUAUCUCCAUAUAUAAUGGAACAUGCAUUUCAAGAGUGGAUUUUUGAUGUCUCUUUCAUUGGUUUGGAUUUUAUUUGGAUUGAUAAGGCCCACAACAUUGUGAAGCUUUAGUGUGAAUAUGGGUGAAAAGAAACCAGAACCUUUGGAUUUUGUAAAAGAUUUUCAGGAAUAUUUGACUCAGCAGACUCAACAUGUGAACAUGAUUUCAGGUUCUGUUAGUGGGGACAAGGAAGCUGAGACUCUUCAGGGUGCAGGGACCGAAGGUGAUCAAAAUGGACUAGAUCAUCCUUCAGUUGAAGUCUCAUUGGAUGAAAACUCAGGAGUGUUAGUAGAUGGAUUCGAACGAACUUUUGAUGGAAAAUUGAAGUGUCGAUAUUGUAACUAUGCCAGCAAAGGAACCGCACGUCUCAUAGAACAUAUCAGAAUUCACACAGGUGAGAAGCCACAUCGAUGCCAUUUAUGCCCCUUUGCAUCUGCCUAUGAACGUCAUUUGGAAGCUCAUAUGCGAUCACAUACUGGUGAAAAACCUUAUAAAUGUGAACUGUGUUCCUUCCGCUGUAGUGACAGGAGCAACUUGUCACACCAUCGCAGACGUAAACAUAAAAUGGUGCCUAUAAAGGGAACAAGACCCUCCCUUAGUAGCAAGAAGAUGUGGGGAGUCUUGCAGAAGAAGACCAGUAACUUGGGGUACAGCCGAAGAACACUAAUUAAUUUGAGUCCACCUUCCAUGGUGGUUCAGAAGCCAGAUUACCUUAAUGACUUCACCCAUGAAAUCCCCAACAUUCAGACUGAAGCAUAUGAUAGUAUGACAAAGCCAACAGAGACUGGUGGGUUACCAAGAGACCCACAAGAUCUUAUGGUAGAUAAUCCUUUAAACCAGCUUUCCACAUUAGCAGGACAGUUGUCUAGCCUGCCUCCUGAAAACCAAAACCCACCAUCCCCUGAUGUUGUCCCUUGUCAAGAUGAAAAGCCUUUUAUGAUGCAGCAGCCUGCUGCACCAGCUCUUCCAGCUGUGGCAACAAGUAUUCCUCGGAGCUCACCCCCUACAAGUCCUGAUCCUCGUCCUGCACAUACUCAAAGAAACUACAGUCCAGUGGCAGGUCCCAGCAGUGACCACAGUGCCCAUGCCAGUACUCCGAGUAUAAGUAAUAGUCAGCCAAGUACUCCAGCACCAACUCUUCCAGUUCAGGAUCCUCAGCUUCUGCAUCACUGCCAGCACUGUGAUAUGUAUUUUGCUGACAAUAUUCUUUAUACUAUUCAUAUGGGAUGUCAUGGAUUUGAAAAUCCUUUCCAGUGUAACAUAUGUGGUUGCAAGUGUAAAAACAAGUAUGACUUUGCUUGCCACUUUGCCCGAGGCCAACAUAACCAGCAUUGAUUGAAUACAAGGAGCAUCUUGCUUUCUUUCAUUUUGUGUGUCUAAGCACAUUGCUAUCUGUCUCUUACAUCAUAUGAGAGUACUUGCCCUUUUGGAAUAAUUAAGCAGUUUAACAUUGAAGGCAAAUGUCUUUACAUACUGUCAUGAUUUGUUGGGUAUAUGCUUCUUAGUCAUGGUGGUGGUCUUCAUGUGGUUCCUUAAUGGAAAUGAUGCUCACAGUGCAAUUAAAUUUCCGUAUGGAUUGUUAGCAUAACCACUUUAAUGUGGAUUUCUGGAACAAUGCCUGUAUUUAAGUACAAUUUAUAGCCUACAGACUAAGCUGUACCAUAAAACAGCUUAUUCAUUCUUUUGCCACAUUUAAUGUGCUUCGAUGUGGCUAAUGUAGAAAUCAUUCUGUUGUAUAUCAACUGACUACACCCCUAAAUUGCUAAGAAAUCUUUUUGUAGGAAUUAAACAAGGAAAUAUUCAUUUCUACAGCUAACUUUAAAAUCUGACAAUGUAUUUGCAGUGAGGCCUCUAAAACUCAUGUAAGUAGCAAUGGAAGCUAGAAGGAUAGCAUUUUUUUAAAAAACAAACAAACUGCACAUGGGAAAGACUCCCACUUUCCAGUACUAUUGAUCUCCUUAAGAAAUAACAUGGAAAUGGUGCCUAGUUUUAAUUAUCAAUAACCCUUAAUGCUGUGGGUAAAAAACAAAACAAAAUGGGAAAUGUUAGAAUGACGUACUGUAAUACUCAUUCCUCACUUGGUGGUCAAUUAUAAAUAACUGCUGCCUUUAAGUGCUGGUGUGAGUGCCAUUUUUUUUCUUGGCCUUCUAUUCAUGGCAUAUUAACCACCUGGGUAGCAUGACUUUGAUGUCAGUAUCCCUUUCAAAUAGUGUUUAAAUAUGAACCAUUAAUGCAUUUCCUUUUGAAAACUAUUCUAGUCAAUGUACACAGUGGUGGAUAUCAUGUAGUGUUCUCUGGGCAAGUGCUUUGGUUGUAGUUCUUGACUGGACCAAACAAGUGAAGACAAGAAGACAAGACUAAUUGCAGUGAAUGAAUAUUACAGAAUGAUAUGUGGUAGUCAAAUUUUAAAAACUGUGUACCUUAACAUUGUCCAACUUCCUACAAAAGUGAAAGGGAAUAGGCACUUUAAACAAAACAUGCUGGCAAAAACUAUGGAGUGCUGGCUUCAUAAUGGGAAACCUUAAUGGACUUUUUUUUGGGGGGGGAUACUUAUUUCAACAUGCACUUUGAUUGUAUCAUUUAAUACACUCAGUCUUAUUUACCUUGAAA
This is a messenger RNA of Heteronotia binoei (common prickly gecko), 2875 nucleotides long. It is a transcript of the gene IKZF5, whose product is annotated as IKAROS family zinc finger 5. Bases 344 to 1600 code for a protein of 418 amino acids. The record is from RefSeq and is a predicted model, not a curated record. NCBI's taxonomy places the organism in Eukaryota, Metazoa, Chordata, Lepidosauria, Squamata, Gekkonidae. Gene Ontology annotation, molecular function: RNA polymerase II transcription regulatory region sequence-specific DNA binding; DNA-binding transcription factor activity, RNA polymerase II-specific. Gene Ontology annotation, biological process: regulation of transcription by RNA polymerase II. The transcript is spliced from 6 exons. Gene Ontology annotation, cellular component: nucleus.